CAAAAAUUUUGACCGUCAAAGAUGUACAGUAGGUGGAAAUUUUUUGUUGACAAUUUGGCGUCCCUCAACUGCUGGUAAAAUGUGUGUCUCUAGAUACAGGCGACAUUCCUGCAGAGAUAAAACCGCGGGCCCCCUUGCCCCACCCUCGCUGUCUCUCCACCCACCAAGCUUGAAAUGUGUGCGCCCGUACGGGUGUGUGUGCCCGUGUUUACGUCGGACGGGGGUCUGUGUGCCCUGCACGGUGGCACUUGCGGGGGGCAAUUGGAAGUACAUCUUUCAAUUUGGGAGAAACCGAACAUAAGACAGACAGUGGAGGGCCAACAGGCAUGCCAGUCAAGACCAUCACGUUCGGAGCAGACGCUGGCAACAGUUUUCUCCGAGCAGCUCGUUCUGGCAACCUGGACAAGGCUCUGGAACAUAUUAAGAAUGGCAUUGAUAUAAAUACAGCCAAUCAGAAUGGGCUCAAUGGGCUUCAUCUGGCCUCGAAAGAAGGCCAUGUCAAAAUGGUGCUUGAAUUACUUCACAAUGGAAUUGUACUGGAAACCACGACUAAGAAAGGAAACACGGCCCUGCAUAUUGCAGCCCUGGCAGGGCAGGAACAGGUGGUCACAGAGCUGGUUAACUACGGGGCCAACGUUAACGCUCAGUCCCAGAAGGGUUUCACUCCACUCUACAUGGCUGCACAAGAAAACCAUCUAGAGGUUGUGAAGUUUCUUCUGGAGAACGGGGCUAAUCAGAGCAUUCCGACUGAGGAUGGGUUCACUCCACUGGCUGUGGCUUUACAGCAGGGCCAUGAAAAUAUUGUAGCCCUGCUCAUCAACUACGGCACCAAGGGGAAGGUCCGUCUCCCUGCACUUCACAUUGCGGCGCGCAAUGACGAUACACGCACAGCUGCAGUGCUUUUGCAAAAUGACCCGAACCCAGAUGUGCUCAGCAAGACUGGAUUCACACCACUCCACAUUGCGGCACACUAUGAAAACUUGAACGUUGCUCAACUUCUUCUCAACAGAGGAGCCAAUGUCAAUUUCACCCCAAAGAACGGCAUCACACCUCUACACAUCGCAUCCAGACGGGGGAAUGUGAUCAUGGUCCGACUCCUCCUGGACAGAGGGGCACAAAUCGAUGCCAAAACUAAGGAUGAGCUCACUCCUCUGCACUGUGCAGCCAGAAAUGGUCACGUCAGAAUAAUAGAAAUUCUUCUUGACAAUGGCGCCCCCAUUCAGGCCAAAACCAAGAACGGCCUGUCUCCAAUCCACAUGUCAGCACAAGGGGACCAUGUGGACUGUGUCAAGCAGCUGCUUCAGUAUAAUGCAGACAUUGAUGACAUCACGUUGGACCACCUGACACCUCUGCACGUGGCUGCGCACUGUGGACACCACAGAAUGGCUAAAGUUCUGUUAGACAAGGGUGCCAAACCCAACUCUAGAGCACUGAAUGGCUUUACUCCCUUGCAUAUUGCUUGUAAAAAGAAUCAUAUGCGUGUGAUGGAUCUGUUGCUCAAACACGCAGCAUCUUUAGAGGCUGUGACUGAGUCUGGCUUGACACCCUUACAUGUGGCAUCUUUCAUGGGUCACCUCAACAUUGUGAAGAUCCUGCUGCAGAAAGGAGCUUCUCCCAGCGCUUCAAAUGUGAAAGUUGAAACCCCCCUCCAUAUGGCAUCUCGGGCAGGACACUUUGAGGUGGCAGAGUUUCUACUACAGAAUGCAGCACCAGUGGAUGCAAAAGCCAAGGAUGACCAAACACCCCUGCAUUGUGCUGCUCGAAUGGGCCACAAGCAGAUAGUGAAACUGCUGUUAGAGCACAAAGCCAAACCAAACUCCACAACCACAGCAGGGCACACGCCUCUUCACAUCGCUGCCCGGGAGGGCCAUGCUCAAACCGUGCGCAUCCUUUUAGACAUGGAAGCACAGCAAACUAAGAUGACUAAGAAAGGCUUCACUCCGCUUCAUGUGGCAUCCAAGUACGGUAAAGUCGAUGUUGCUGAGCUGUUGCUGGAGCGAGGAGCUAACCCCAAUGCUGCUGGCAAGAAUGGUCUGACUCCACUGCAUGUCGCUGUGCAUCACAACAACCUGGAUGUUGUCAACCUGCUCGUCAGCAAAGGCGGGUCCCCACACAGUGCCGCCAGGAAUGGCUACACAGCACUGCACAUUGCGUCCAAGCAGAAUCAAAUCGAGGUGGCAAACAGCCUGUUGCAGAGUGGAGCGUCAGCCAAUGCCGAGUCUCUACAGGGAGUCACACCUCUCCACCUGGCCUCACAGGAAGGACGGCCCGACAUGGUCUCUCUGCUCAUUUCCAAGCAGGCAAAUGUCAACCUUGGCAACAAGAGUGGACUGACACCACUCCAUCUUGUAGCACAGGAGGGACACGUUGGCAUUGCGGACAUCUUAGUGAAGCAAGGAGCGUCAGUCUAUGCAGCCACACGGAUGGGCUACACACCUCUCCAUGUAGCGUGUCACUAUGGCAACAUCAAGAUGGUCAAGUUUCUGCUGCAACAACAGGCCAACGUCAACAGUAAAACACGGCUUGGUUACACUCCACUGCACCAGGCCGCCCAGCAAGGACACACAGACAUUGUGACGCUGCUACUGAAGCACGGAGCUCAGCCUAACGAGACGACAACGAAUGGGACAUCAGCACUCGCCAUCGCCAAGAGACUGGGCUACAUCUCUGUGAUUGACGUGCUCAAGCUUGUGACUGAGGAGACGGUUUCCAUGACAACUACAGAGAAACACCGUAUGAGUUUCCCAGAAACAGUGGAUGAGAUACUGGAUGUGUCUGAGGAUGAAGGACUUGCCCAGCUAACCUUAGGAGAGGAGCUCCUGGGGACAGAAGGUGCCAGGUACAUGAAGAUGGAUGACAUGAAAGACCAUGAUGACGAUUUCCUCUCCCCCAAGAAAUCACUGGAGUACGAGAGAGGGCUGGGCACAGCAAAUUACUCUCCAGCCAUUCCAAGGAUUCCGCGGGUUUCUCCCGAGACCGUCAUGCUGAAGGAACACGAGUUAGAUCAGCACACUCCCCUUCCACUGCCAAAAGAGUAUGACGAAGACUCUCUAAUCCCCAGCAGCCCGGCAACGGAAACAUCAGACAAUGUCAGCCCAGUCGCCAGCCCCAUACACACAGGGUUUCUGGUCAGUUUUAUGGUGGAUGCACGUGGCGGCUCAAUGCGAGGUAGUAGGCACAACGGGCUGCGUGUCAUCAUCCCCCCAAGGACCUGCGCGGCUCCCACCCGCAUCACUUGUCGUCUGGUGAAGCCACAGAAGCUUACGAGCCCCCCUCCACUUGUGGAGGGAGAGGGGCUGGCUAGCAGAAUUAUCUCUCUGGGUCCUGCUGGAAUGCAGUUUCUAGGACCAGUGAUUGUGGAGAUCCCUCAUUUUGCCGCCCUGGGUCGUGGCGACCGCGAGCUUGUGGUGCUCCGGAGUGAGAAUGGAUCUGUGUGGAAAGAACACCGCAAUCGCUACGGUGACGAAGUUCUCGAGACCAUCCUUAACGGGAUGGACGAGGACUUGGAAAGUCAGGAGGAACUAGGGAAGAAGAGAAUUCGCCGCAUCAUUUCAACUGACUUCCCUCUAUAUUUUGCCGUGGUGUCGCGGGUCCAGCAAGAGAGCGACCUGAUUGGCCCCGAAGGAGGGUCGUUGACGAGCAAGCUGGUGCCGCUUGUUCAGGCCUCGUUUCCCGAGACGGCGGUCACCAAGCGAGUCCGUCUGGGGCUGCAGGCGCAGCCCGUUCCAGAUGAGUUGGUUGCCAAGUUGCUAGGUAACCAAGCCAACUUUAGCCCCGUGGUGACGGUGGAGCCUCGGCGACGGAAGUUCCACCGGCCCAUCGGCCUCCGCAUCCCCCUACCCCCAUCCUGGCGGGAGAGUCCCCGAGACUCCGGGGAGGGAGACACCACAAGUCUACGCCUGCUCUGCUCUGUUAUAGGUGGUACAGCUGCAGCCCAGUGGGAGGACAUCACUGGUACUACUAAACUUAUCUACGCGAAUGAAUGUGCCAGUUUUACAACCAAUGUGUCUGCACGGUUCUGGCUCGCAGACUGUCCUCGUACAGCAGAGUCGGUCUCCUUCGCCAACCUGCUCUACAAAGAGCUGUCAGCUGUACCUUACAUGGCAAAGUUUGUGGUUUUCGCCAAGAUGAAUGAGUUGCGUGAAGGCCGCCUGCGCUGUUACUGCAUGACUGAUGAUAAGAUGGAUAAAACACUGGAGCAGCAUGAAAACUUUACAGAAGUAGCCAGGAGCAGGGAUAUUGAGGUGAUGGAAGGAAUGCCGCUCCACUUGGAAUGUUCUGGGAAUCUCGUCCCGGUGCGGAAGGCCGCUCAACAGCCUCGCUGCUUCAGCUUCCAGGCCUUUCGAGACAACAGACUUCCUGUUUCUGUUAAGGUGAGAGAUAGCAGCAAAGAGCACACUGGCUUCCUGUCUUUCCUCCGCAAGACCACCAAGUAUGAAGACAGCCAACAUGUGCUGUGUAACCUCAACAUUACUAUGCCUCCAUGUAUCAAGAUUAUUGGAAGUGAAGACCGCAGAAGAACUUUAACCCCGCUGGCUCUAAGAGAAAGAUACAGUGCCCUAAAUGAACCUGCUAUGGCAUCAUUGAGCGCCAUGGAGAGAACUGAACUAAAAAUGGCUGUGAUAGCCGAACAGUUGGGACUGAGCUGGGCUGAGUUGGCCCGUGAGCUUCAGCUGAGUGUGGAUGACAUCAAUAAAAUCCGUGUGGAGAAUCCCAACUCCCUACUGGAGCAGAGUUCUGCACUACUCAACUUGUGGGCAACACGUGAGGGCAAAAGAGCAAAAAUGGAGACCUUGUACGUGGCCCUUAAGAGCAUUGACCGCAUGGACAUAGUCACGAUGCUAGAGGGUCAACCAGCACAGCCUCCCAGGCAAGGCUCUCGUCAACUCAGCAAACGACAUAACGAAAGAGAGCACCUCUCUCCUGCUAUGACCAAUGGUUAUGGGCUGGCGCCUGAUGAGCUUCUGUCCCCGGCCUCCAUGCAGUACAGCCUGCCCUCGCCUCUGGGUGCUGAGCCGUACUGGCAGGAGGUUUCCAGCCUGGACUGUGCGCCCAUUGCAACCACGGAGGAGGACACCCUCAUGGAGAUGUCCGACGUGCAGGUGUGGCCCUGCGGUAACUCCCCCUCCCUGGUGCCCGUGGAGGAUUCCUCGCUGGAGUGUAGUAAUGCCGACGACUCCGAGGGUCUGCUCGGGUUGCCCUUUGGAAGUCUGGGGCGGCCGGCCAGUCGGGCCAGCGGAGGGGGUGUCCCGCUGAGCGGCUCAAUCGAACCAGAAGAUGAUUCAGAGAUGGGCAUCGACUCUCUUAGCACUGCUACGCCAGCUUCGCUCGGCGGCACCAUUGCUGGUAUCAAUCUUAACGGACUGAACAAUGGUCAGGGGUCAGAGGCAAGUUCGGAGUUAUCAGCCGUCACUAGUACGACUGGUGGCGAUGGAGGAGGAGGAGGAGGGACUCAGGGCUCAGAGGAAGGCCUUUCUCUUGUUACAGGACAGCAAAGGGUAUAUGCCCGACUCAGUGAGUCACCUGGUCUCACCUGUGUUGCAGAUCGGAAUGGCGACAGGUCAUCAAAUGGAGGGAAUGGAGGCAGCUCGUUCAUUUCAUACAUGCAGGAACAGACAGGUCCAGGGUGGAUGCCAGUCCCGGACCCACAGGCUUGGGUAGCCAACCAGCCCAAAACUAGACAGGUCAUCGACACCAUGAUAUCUUCAUGCUGCAACUCUAUGGACGGCGAUCAGUCCCAUUUGUCUCAGGAGGCUUUGCUACAGCCUGCAAGAGACCUGCACGGCAACUCGGAAAUUCUACGAGGGCACUUCCGGGGUGCCCAGCCGUUCGACAAGGGUUUGGGCUUCUCACACAGGGCAACGGAGCUAAGAGGCUGGGAUGAUAUGCGCUUCAAAGGACAGGGGGAUGAGGCUGAAGAUCUUCCCGGGGAACAGGUCAGCGAGGAGCAGUUUACAGAUGAGCAUGGAAACAUCAUCACUAAAAAGAUUGUGCGAAAGGUCGUGCGCCGAGGAAAGGGAGAAGACGGCGUUCAGGACGUGAGCGUGGACGGUUCUCUGCAGGAUGCCAAUGAGCUGGAGGUGGACGCCGAGCAGUUCAUGAGCUACGCCAUCCUAGGCCGGGAAAGCAGCAAGCCCGAUACUGUGGAUACUGUGAAGAAAGGUGCUCAGAUAGUGAAAUGUGCCAGCCUGCGAAGAGUUAAGCAGUGAGGCAGGCUGAGCGCUGCUUUUCUUGCAGAGUUCUCUGCAGGAGUCGAGCCCAUCCCCCAAAACCUCCUACAUGGACACAUGACCAUCAGCAGUUGACACAAACUGAAGAACACUCACAGGAAAAACAUAAAAGGCAGACAAAGGAAAUGAAUGGCACCAAUUCACUGCUGUCGCACAUACUGGAAGGAUUAAUUGUGGUUUUUAUCAACUUUUUUUUCUAUUUAAAAAGAAAAACAAACAAAAACCUUUAAAAAAGGACAAAUAAUCAACCACUAAACUAGAAGCAUGAUUUCCUAUAAAACAAAACUGACAAAAAAGUAGCACCCAAAACAUGCUUCCUGUUGUGUAUGUCAGCAUGAGCGACUGCCGCCGCAUGGCCUGUCUUAAACUACAAAUCCCAAAGGUGGGUGGGCUUGCAAUGUGGACUAUGUAUUUGGGAAAUAGUUUCUAGAAAUUAAGAAGUAUUAAUUCAACUUCCGAUAAAUUGGGAGCAAAAACAGCACGAGUAGAGUAUGAGGUUGACCGACAGCCUCAUCUUCUGCAUAGAGCAUCACUACAAAUUGGAACCGAAUAGUGCUACAUCCAGAGGUGGGUAGUACCGCGUUACAUUUACUACGUUACAUUUAAUUACAUUUGAAUUGAUUUGGGAAGGAGAAACGAUAAUCACAUGACUCCAUUAUGCCAAUCAAACUCAAGAUUGCCGUUCUAUGAUCACGUGGCGUCUUUAAAGGAUCGUAAAAACUUAAGUAUUUGACAUAGAGCGCUGCCCUCAACAUGACUCGAAAGCAUGGAUUUUAACCUCUCUCCCAGUUUUUAUUUGGCACAGAUUGACUACGGAAAACCGGAGAUUCAGUAUGAAUCUUUUAAUUUUAUAAUUGGAACUAUGAAGGAAGUAUUUAUCAAUCUGCAGAACCCCUACCUGGUGCGCACAAAAAACUAUCUGGUGCGCAUCAGAUUGUUUGUAGCGCCGACACAUAUUUAUUGGUGCGCACCAGAUUUUGUUUUUGGUGCAUACCACCUACUAUCUGGCACGCACCAGAUAGUUUGUGCUGCGCACCAUAGUUUAAAGUGUGCACCAAAUACUAUGUGGUGCGUACUAUAUGGUUUCUGGUGCGCACCAUAAAAUUUCUGAUACGCACUAUAGUUUCUAGUGUGCACCGAAUACUAUCUGGUGCGUAUCGGAUGGUUUCAAGUGCGCACCGGGUAAUUUCUAGGACGCACCAAAUACUAUCCAGUGCGCACCAGAUAGUUUCUAGUGUGUACCACAUACUAUCUGGCACGCACCAGAUAGUGUCUUGUGCGCACAACAUACUAUCUGGUGCACACCAGAUAGUUUGUGGUGCGCACCAUAGUUUUAAGUGUGCACCAAAUACUAUGUGGUGCAUACUAUAUGGUUUCUGGUGCGCACCAUAAAAUUUCUGAUACGCACUAUAGUUUUUAGUGUGCACCGAAUACUAUCUGGUGCGUAUCGGAUGGUUUCUAGUGCGCACCGGAUAAUUUCUAGGACGCACCAAAUACUAUCCAGUGCGCACCAGAUAGUUUCUAGUGUGUACCACAUACUAUCUGGCACGCACCAGAUAGUGUCUUGUGCGCACAACAUACUAUCUGGUGCACACCAAAAGUUUGUGGUGCGCACCAUAGUUUUCAGUGUGCACCAAAUACUAUGUGGUGCAUACUAUAUGGUUUCUGGUGCGCACCAUAAAAUUUCUGAUACGCACUAUAGUUUUUAGUGUGCACCGAAUACUAUCUGGUGCGUAUCGGAUGGUUUCUAGUGCGCACCGGAUAAUUUCUAGGACGCACCAAAUACUAUCCAGUGCGCACCAGAUAGUUUCUAGUGUGUACCACAUACUAUCUGGCACGCACCAGAUAGUGUCUUGUGCGCACAACAUACUAUCUGGUGCACACCAGAUAGUUUGUGGUGCGCACCAUAGUUUUAAGUGUGCACCAAAUACUAUGUGGUGCGUACUAUAUGGUUUCUGGUGCGCACCAUAGUUUUUAGUGUGCACUGAAUACUAUCUGGUGCGUAUCGGAUGGUUUCUAGUGCUCACCGGAUAAUUUCUAGGACGCACCACAUACUAUCUGGUGCGUAUCAUAUGGUUUCUAGUGCGCACCAGAUCAUAGUUUUUUGUGUGCACCAAAUGCUAUCUGGUAAGAUAGUUUCUGGUGCUCACCAGAUUGUUUUUAGUGUGGACCACAAAUACUUUUGGUGCGCAUUAGAGUGUUUCACAACAUACUAUCUGGUGUGGACCAGAUUGUUUCUAGUGCGCACCGGAUAAUUUCUAGUAAGCACCACCACAUACGAUCCAGUGCGCACCAAAUAGUUUCACGUGUGCACCACAUACUAUCUGGUGCGUACUAUAUGGUUUCUGGUGCGCACCAUAUAGUUAGUAUGCACCAUAUACUAUCUAGUGCGUACCAGAUGGUUUCUGGUGUGCACCUGAUUGUUUCUAGUGUCCACCACAUAUUUUUUGCUGCGCACCAGAUUGUUUUUAGUGGCACAACAUACUACCUGGUGCUCACCAGAUUGUUUCUAGUGUGCAGCCGAUAAUUUCUAAUGUGCACCGUAUACUAUCCGGUGCACACCAUAUAGUUUUUAGUGUGCACCUCAUACUAUUUGGUGCGCACCAGAUAGUUUCGAGCACGCACAACAUACUAUCUGUUGCGCACUACAAAUUAUGUGGUGCCCCCCAUAUACUAUUCAGUGUGCACCAGAUAGUUUCUAGUGUGCACCACUUUCUAUCUGGUGCGUACUAUAUGGUUUCUGGUGUGCACCAUAUAGUUAGUAUGCACCAUAUGCUAUCUGUUGCGUACCAGAUGGGUUCUGGUGCGCACCAAAUUCUAUCUGGCGCGUACCAGAUGGUUUCUGGUGCGCACUAAAUUCUAUCUGGCGCGGCCCAGAUGGUUUCUAGUGCGCACCAGAUUGUUUCUAGUGUGCACCACAUUUUUUUUUGCUUCGCACCAGAUUGCUUUUAGUCUGCACCACAUACUAUCUGGCACACACCAGAUAGUUUCUAGUGUAAACCACCUACUUUUUGGUGCACACCAGAUUGUUUCUUGUGCGUACCCUAUACUAUCUGGCAUGCACCAAUAGUUUCUGGUGCGCACAACAUACUAUCUGGUGUGCACCACAUUGUUUCUAGUGCGCACAACAUACUAUUUAGUGCACACCAGAUAGUUUCUAGUGCACACCAGAUUGUUUAAAUUUAUUUUAUUUCUGUUGAUGUCCCUUUAGGUGCUCCGUACCAUUCAACGAUUCAAAUUUGCACGAACAAUGCUUCAGUUCUGCAGAUUCUUUUUCUCUUUCCGGAAUUCAAUUUUUGUUGUUGUAUUUGUUUGGCUAAAUGUGGUUAUGUAAUAGGUUAUAGUACAUUAUAAUAACAACAGUUCAUAUAGAUAACUUAAAAUCAAACAUAGCAAUUACUCAUAAUGUUACUCAUUACUUGAGUAUUCUUUUCACCAAAUACUUUUUACUUGUACUUUAGUACAUUUAUUAUUUUGAAAUAACACUACUCUUACUUGAGUAAAAUUUUUUGGCUACUCUACCCACCUCUGGCUCCAACUUCACCUAAGAUAUAUGUAUGUGUCUUGUACAUAUUAUUGUAUGCACUAAACUGCAGUGUUCCGUUGUCGUUCGGCCGCUCUAGUAUCCCUCCCACUUCUACCACUCAAUCUGAAACUAUACUAUAUUUGUAUCUAUAUUGUUAUGUGGACAACAUACAAAUGUGACCUACCUUUUCCCAUACUCUCCAUGUGCUUCCCCCCCUCUGACAUGUUGUCAAUCACAUCCUGUUAUAGCCUGUGCUGUGUUUGGACGUAUCGAACGCCCUUUGUGACUUUUCGCAAUAAGACAUGGUACUAUAAUUUGCGUCCCAUUUUCCUUGGGUUCAUUUGCUUCCUUUUAUGACCCUAAACAAUGUAGCAGUCCUGUCACCCUCAUCGAUGAGGCUAAAAGGUGAGGGUCACAGAUGUGUUGAGCUCUCACGUAAGUCUCCUUGGCCAUUUGUGGACGUGUAGCAGAGUUGGCCAGCAAUCACUGUGAAGAGAGUCUGACCCACUACUGUGAGCCCACCCUGACUCAAGCAUGUUGAGUUGCUGAGGGGAAGCAAUAAGUGCAGUAAUAAAAGGACAUGGAGAGGGUAUCAUGCGGGGGGUCACAGUUAUGCUUUCAGUCCGUUAGCCGUAGCUUUACUUCAUUCAGAAAUGAUGUCAAUACAUUAGAAUUGCACAUUUAGUCACUUUGCCUGUUUGAAAACAAUAUUUAAAGAGGCCCUUUGUUUUAUAUUACAAUCAAAAUGUCACCAUGCUGAUCAGUGUUUAUUUUGCUGUAAAAGACUACUCCCAUGAUUGAUUUACAUCGGUAAAUCUAAUCUCAUAUUAUUUUCUGUGAGGCAUUUUUUUCUCUGGUCGUUUCCACUAUGGGUUUUUAGUCUCACAAAAAUGUUGCAAUAAACACGGAUCAAUUAUGUGUUUGUUUUUAGCAGCCACAGAUGAAUGUAAAGUCUCUGUAAUACUGUAAUUGAUAUGUGUUGUAUUGACUCUUUACUAUAGCAGAUGAUGUAUACUGUACACUGUAUUUGCUGUUGAUCAUCACCAUUGCAAAUGUUAACCAUCUAUUAUAUUUUCUAUUUUAAUAUUUUCAAUACACCAAUGAGGUAAAGAAAAAAGAGAUAUGCUUUGCAGGUAGUCCCCAGGUUAUGACGUACUCGAUUUAAGCAAUUUCGACUUUACAAAGCCGAAGUCUCGUCCGCUUUUUUUUUUUUUUUUUGUCGCACAAACAGUACCUAAUUGUACCUGACAGUAUCUUUUUUUUUUUUUUUUUUACUUUAUUUUAUGACUUGUUCUGUCCUCCAUAAACGUGAAGUUGUUCAGCUUGACAGACAGCAAGCAAAGCAAUUGUGCUUUUUGAAGCUUUGGACUUCUUUCACUUUUGACAAUUUGUAAAGCUGCAACACACAUAGGCGAUGUACACUUAUAUUCAAAACGACACACAUUUUAAAAAUCAAACACUCAAAACAAUGUAAUUGGUGUUUAAACGUCUGUCUAGUCUGAUUAAUAUGUAAAUUGAGUAGAUUAAAUUAUCCUAAAUUGCAUCACAAAAGUCCGCUAGCUUGAAUGCUAAAAAUGCUAACGUGUUUAGAAUACUCAUAGCAAAUCGCUCACACGUAACUCCACAAACUGUAGCUCUAAAUUUUAUUUAGUAAAUGUACAGUAGUACCUCGACAUACGAUCGCUUCGACACACAAUCUUUUCGACAUCCGACCAUAAGCGGAGUUUAAGGGGGAGCCAGCCCCCCCGUUGGCCGAAAAGUGUCAAUUUAUUUAAUUGACUUUUUUAUAUAUAUAAAAGUUGUAAAACAAUAAAGCAAAGAACAAAAAUGAAUGAAAUGAACAAAAAAAAAAGAUGUUUUUAUAAUGGGUCAAAAUCAUUUUUUUAAACAGAUCAUGUGACUAGCACCUUAGACGGCCAUUUGCUUUGCAUAUUAUUUAUUUUAUAUUUGUUUGAAAUUUUUUUUGGUUUUUUUUGUUUGAAGCAACAUUUUGGGGGAUUCAAUGAUUUAGACAAAAAUAUCCUACCCAUAAUAUAGCCCAAACACAAAAAGGAUUGCUAAAAUCAAAGAAAACAUUUUAAAUUAAAAAUUAAGUGUUCGAAUGCAAAUAUUUGAGACUCAAAUACUUUUUCUAUGAUUAAAAUUUUUCUUUUUUUGAAGUAAUUUUUCGUUUGAAAAUAUGUUUUUUUGUUUGAAGCGACUUAUUUUUUGAUUGAAUAAUAAAGACACAAAUGUCCUAGCCAAAACGUGGCCCAAACGCAAAACAUUACUUACAUCAAAAAAGUUGCUUCAAUGGAAAAAAAAAUGACUUCAAUCAAUAAAAAAAAAUAAUCAAAGAAAAAUAGCUUUCAAAUGCAUUUUUUAAAUUUUAUUUUUGCUUUCAACCUAGGGCUGUCAAACGAUUAAAAUUUUUAAUCGAGUUAAUUACAGCUUAAAAAUUAAUUAAUCGUAAUUAAUCGCAAUUAAUCGCAAUUCAAACCAUCGAUAAAAUAUGCCAUAUUUUUCUGUAAAUUAUAUAUAUAUUCUGUAAAAUAAAUUGUUGGAAUGGAAAGAUAAGACACAAGAUGGAUAUAUGCAUUCAACAUAUGGUACAUGAGGACUGUAGUGGGCAUUUCACUCUACUGUCAUUUAAAACUGCCAAUGCUGUCCUAACUCCGAAGCGUCUACUUUUUCCAAAACUACUUAUUCCUUUUUCAUUUGAUUUAUUAAUAAAAUAGCCUCAAACCAUUGUCCUCUUUAGACCGUCGUAAAACUACAAAAAAAAGUACACAAGCAUUGCAUUAGCAACAACGUUAGCUUAGCACGCUAUACAGGUUCACUAAACAUAAACAAAAAGUGUCUCAUACAAAAAAUAUAACAUUUCGCUUACUAACAUGAUAUGUACAUUCUUUACAACAACCAUACUUAUGGACAAAUCUUGUCCAAGGAUCAUAUAAGCACAACAUUACAAUGUAGGCGUCAGCCCGAGACGUCGUGCAGCCAUAUUGAACUGGCAAGAAAACAGUAAACCAUGUCGCAAAGCGACCACAAGAGUUCGCUGUUAGACAGCACAAAAAGCCUUGCUGUAAAACUUACCAAAAUGCAGAAUACUGUCCGAGUGGGACGUGUGCGUUAAUUGCGUCAAAUAUUUUAACGUGAUUAAUUUAAAAAAUUAAUUACCGCGCGUUAACGCGAUAAUUUUGACAGCUCUAAUUCAAACACAUUUUUUGAUCGAAUAAUGAAGACACAAAUCUACCUCCAUUUGGCUCCGCCCAGGGGAUACAAUUUUUGACCGGGGUAACUACAUUGGCACGACACCAGCGGCCGUACCAUAUUCAAUGGAUGAUGAUUUUGCCGAAAAGUAUAGUUGUCCUAAGCAGCCUAAUUUAGAAUUCCCCAAGAAUGAUGGGAAACAAAAAACACUCAUUUUCAACUUAUUAUUUUCAAUAUUCUUGGAUGGUAAUUUUAUUGCUGACACUGCAUUUUAGGGUCAUCAACAUGUUGUGUCCCCUCCGGCCCAAAAGUCAAACUCCGCCUAUGCAUCCGACGUAAAAUUUGACUCGUCAUUUGUUUCAACAUCCGACGACAUGCACGAAAUACGACGACAAGACAGCACCUGAGACGAACGCGCGGCGGAUUUUUUUGUGAGAGAAAUCAACACAGGUUUCAAAAAGAUUGAAACAGGUGGUGAUACAAGGAAAAAGGUGACUCUUACCACUGAAAUGAUGAUGCAAAUUAUAGAAAAAUAUAAGCGUGGGGUUAGCAUAUCGUGAACUGGCUCAGCAAUUUAUCUCCACGGUCCUCCUCCGACCACCGUUCACCAGUCUUUAUAAGUUAAGGUGACAAUUAUUAUUGUGGUAACAUCGGUAACUAAUCCAACACAAAACACCUCCUUUCCGCUGCAAUUGAUGGUGUUCUCAAGAAAGCAUUGAAAGUGAAAGUUAACCCUCAACUUUACCGGUCCCUCUCUCUCUGUCACGUCAGCCCCGCGUUGCGUUCCGGUACAGCAAAAAAACGUCCGCCACAUUAGAACCCGAUUCGUUACAUUAUUAUAGGUAUUAUAAUAAUAAUUAUUAUUAUUAUUAUGCUUUUUAUUUAUAAUUCGUUUGUUGUGCUAUGUGUAUUUGCCAUCUGUAAUAGUACCAGCAGUAUUCAUUUAGGAUUUCAUGUAGGUUUUUGGGCUGUGGAAUAAAUUAAUGGAAUUAUAAUGUAUUCUUAUGGGAAAAUCCUGCUCGACAUACGACCAUUUCGACUUACAAACAAGGCCCUGGAACGAAUUAACUUUGUAUGUAGAGGUACCGCUGUAAUCACAACAUACAGUGGAGUAAAUAUGUAUUUAGUCAACCACUAA
Messenger RNA from Corythoichthys intestinalis (scribbled pipefish), 14086 nucleotides. RefSeq names its product ankyrin 1, erythrocytic a (gene ank1a). Gene Ontology annotation, cellular component: cytoplasm. The transcript is spliced from 44 exons. NCBI's taxonomy places the organism in Eukaryota, Metazoa, Chordata, Actinopteri, Syngnathiformes, Syngnathidae. Gene Ontology annotation, biological process: signal transduction. Gene Ontology annotation, molecular function: protein binding. Bases 327 to 6209 code for a protein of 1960 amino acids. The record is from RefSeq and is a predicted model, not a curated record.